GAAUAAAUCAUAGAUCAUGGCCUCUGAUGCUAGUCAUAUGCUUGAAGCAGCUUUGGAGCAGAUGGAUGACAUCAUUGCAGGUACAAAGUCGGCUACAGAGUAUGCCAAUGGUGGCUAUGAUAUUGUGUCGCCUGCUCCAUCAGUAUACUUGGGCACACUUCAAAUUUUGCAUCUCUUGGAAGAUCUAAAGAUGGCAUUGGAAAUGUUAGAGGAUCCUCAAGAGAAAGAAGCAUUGCGAAGUCAAAUUCCAGGGGCCACAAUAAUGUGUAUACAGGAAUGGUUUGAAGAGAAUCUGUCACAGGUGAAUCUUCAUUCUUCUAUGAAUAAUGAAACCUAUCAAGAGAGACUGGCACGACUAGAAGGUGAUAAAGAGUCACUCAUACUGCAGGUGAGUGUCCUCACAGACCAGGUGGAAGCUCAAGGAGAGAAAAUCCGGGACUUAGAAAUCUGUCUUGAGGGCCAUCAGUUGAAACUGAAUGCUACAGAAGAAAUGCUUCAGCAGGAGUUGCUAAGUCGAACAUCAUUAGAGACUCAGAAAUUAGAUUUGAUGGCUGAAGUUUCAGAUCUGAAGAUUAAGCUGGUUGGUAUGGAAAAGGAACAGAGCGAAUAUGAAGAGAAACAGAACAAAGCUGAGUCAGUAGUGAAUCUGAUCAGUGAGCUACAGGAGCAGAUGUGUAGAAUGCAGCUGGAAAUUAAUAGUAGAAUCCAAGAAAGAAAGUCUCAAGAUAGGAAACCUGACUUGACACCUAAUGGUCCUCAAGCUAGUCCAAGAUCAGUGGUAGAGACCCUCAGCCAGAAGAACUGUUCUCAGUGUGAUAGUUUGCUACAGGAGCUUAGACACCUCAAAAUUAAGGUAGAAGAACUGGAAAAUGAAAGAAAUCAGUAUGAGUGGAAAUUGAAAGCAACUAAAGCCGAGAUAGCUCAGCUUCAGGAACAGUUAGCGCUCAAAGAUGCAGAAAUUGAACGCUUACAGAGUCACCUAUCUAGAAUGUCAUCACAUAGUGAAGUUGCAGAAAAAGAGGAAGUUUAUAGGAGAAGGCUAAAAGAAAAACAUCAAGAAGUUCAGCGCUUGAAGAUAGGAAUGGAAACCUUAUUGGCUGCAAACGAAGAAAAGGACCGUCGGAUAGAGGAGUUAACGCUACUGCUAAGCCAAUACAGGAAGGUCAAGGAGAUAAUGAUUGCAGCUCAUGGCUCUUCCGACAGAAUCGUCUCUGGUGGCAGUGAAGAGGAACUUGAGACAACUUUAAGGAAGUGGAAUCUUUUGACUAAUCCUCAAGGAGAAUUAUUUAAAACAGAGGCCUCUUCAGGAGAAUUGUCACCGGCUAUGCUAUCCCCAGUGCCACACAAAGCUAUGGAAAUCAGUGGAAGCCUUCCAGUAACUUCAACUAAUCUAACCUCUCCACAAGAAGAAUCUUUGGAAAACAGAAGUAGGGUUUCACAGAAAAAAAAGUCAAGUAGUCUAGAAGAGUUGCAGAGCGAUUCCCUGGAAAAGUAUGUAGACGGAAAUCCAGUACGGCCUGUUGUAGAACAAGAGAAUAAGCCACUUGUGAAAGGCAGCAAAUACCAAACCUUGCCAGGAAAGCUGCCUCGACCCGCACACAACGGAGAGCAGGGAGCGUACGACACGUCAAACUCGCCAGAUGCCUGUGGAGUGAAUGACAGUGAGGACAACAGCACCCUGAGCCUGCAUCGCAUCAGGAGUGUCAGUGCACCAGUGCUAGGAGAAACAGAGACUGUGGAUAGUACAGUAGUCUCGGACGACCUUUCACCUCUUUCUUCGGGCACGGAUUCAGGUCCCCAGUCUCCGUUGUCUCCAGAAAACAGGAAGAAUCCAAAAGGAAUCAAGAAAAUCUGGGGAAAAAUUAGAAGAACUCAGUCAGGUAACUUUCCUGCAGACGAUCUGGGUUUGGCAGAGUUUCGAAGAGGAGGUCUCCGUGCAACAGCUGGACCUCGCUUGUCCAGAUCAAAGGAAACAAAAGGACAGAAAAGUGACUACAAUGCCCCAUUUGCUCAGUGGAGCACUGAAAGAGUUUGUAACUGGCUUGAGGACUUUGGUCUUGGUCAGUAUGUCAUUUUUGCACGGCAGUGGGUGAGUUCAGGCCAUACACUGCUAACCGCAACACCUCAGGACAUGGAAAAGGAAAUGGGAAUAAAGCAUCCACUGCACAGGAAGAAAUUAGUUUUGGCAAUUAAAUCAAUAAACGCAAAACAAGAUGAGAAGUCCGCACAACUGGAUCAUAUCUGGGUGACACGAUGGCUUGAUGAUAUUGGUUUACCUCAGUACAAAGACCAGUUCCAUGAGUCCAGAGUUGAUGGGAGAAUGUUGCAGUACUUAACUGUGAAUGACCUUCUCUUUCUGAAAGUAACCAGUCAGUUGCAUCAUCUGAGUAUUAAAUGUGCCAUUCAUGUGCUGCAUGUCAACAGUUUUAACCCCCACUGUCUACGCAGGAGACCAGCUGAUGAGAAUAACGUUUCACCUUCUGAAGUAGUUCAGUGGUCGAAUCACAGAGUGAUGGAAUGGCUCAGAUCAGUAGAUCUGGCAGAAUAUGCACCAAAUCUUCGAGGAAGCGGAGUGCAUGGUGGCCUCAUUAUUCUUGAACCUCGGUUCAAUGGAGACACGCUGGCAAUGCUGCUGAACAUUCCACCUCAAAAGACCCUACUACGACGCCAUCUAACCACCAAUUUUAAUGUAUUAAUUGGACCAGAGGCACAACAAGAAAAGAGAGAAAUAGUGGAGUCAACAGCAUACACACCUCUAACCACCACUGCCAAAGUUCGGCCAAAGAAACUUGGAUUUUCACAUUUUGGAAACUUAAGAAAAAAGAAAUUUGAUGAAUCAACAGAUUACAUUUGUCCUAUGGAUACAAAUUCAGGUGCUACCAAUGGUACUCAAAAGAACUAUGGUGGAUACAAAGGACUUAGUCCAUUCACUGAUAGGGAACUGGAUAAACUGGAUCAGAUGGAACAUUCAGAAGGAACAGUAAUGCAAAUAGGGGCUCUUUCUCAAGGCAUAAACAAUCUUACGAGUAUGUUAAGCCAAGAUGAAAUGCUGAAUGACAACAGAUUUUUAACACCUACCUUUGAAGACUGGAGAUGAUAUUUCAACACGACCAACACCACUAAUACCUCAUGCCUGUCCAGAGGAGUGGCCCGGAGAAGCUUGAUGCUGUGGUGCAGAAAAGUUUAGCUCUUUUCUGCCAAUGAGACAUCUAAUAUGGCUAAUGUAGCAACUCUUUACAGGUAACUCUCCUCCACACAGUUUUCCCUACUAUGUAAUAUGAAAUAGGUGUUAGGAAAGAAAAGUGGUGCAAAAUUGUUUCCUAUGCAGAGUCUGGAAAGCCAAGACUGGCAAAACAUUCUACCUUUUUAUUCCAUCGUCUUUUACAUGGUAUGUUUAUGUACUGUUACAUGAAAGGUCUUUUAUAAUUCGGUAUUUUUAUAAUAAACGUUCAACGCAGGAAUCAUUAAUACUCUAUUGUAUCCUGCAGGCAAUCAUCACAGCUACCUUUAGAAAUUCAGACAGGUGCUAGGGAGUGCAGCUGUAAUGGUUUACCAAACUGUUACUGCAGUCUGGACAGAGACUCUUUCCUGUAGAAGGAUUUUAAUUUUGCAUCCCUUUCAUUACUGGCACACGCCCUGCCCUCUUGUUGUCUGAGUAUAGCAUACAGAAUAUUCAUCAAGCCCUUGAUUUUAUAAGGAAGAGGAUGGCAAUCGUGUUCAUGGAUUGUUACCCAACUCUAAAGGUAAAAGGUACUGAACAAAUGCAACAGGAAAUGUAAUGUUAACUUUAGGACUACCUGGAAAACUGAUGGACCUCAGAACUAUCUCUUUGAAUUUUUUAAUUGUGCGAUUGUUAAAUGUGUACCAACAUGUUUGUGAUCAAGGAGCAACUGCAACACUCAGCGGACAUAGUCUGCAUUUAAAACAUCGGAAUGGUGGUAACUGCUCUCCUGUGGAGUAAGCGCAACAGAAUGUGUAGUAUGAUCAGUUAUUUAACUGAUAACAGUUCCUUCUUUAACCAGAACAACUGAAUAGGUUCUUUCUGUUCUUUAACAUUUUGUCUAAGAUGGCUUGUACUAAGGCACACGUACCAGUAUCAGGAUGCUCGUAUGAGCCUUCUGAGCAGUUGAGAAAGUACUCUGAGCCUAACAUCUGGCUAGUAGGAAACAUGGCACUAGUUCACAGGAAGACAGGGAUGAUAAUUAACCUGCUGUUUUUCUGUAGUUAUUACUAAUUAAACAUGACUACAAACAGCCUUCAAGACUGGAGAUAGCAGUAGAAACAUUCUGCAACUUUUGCAUGAGAAUUGGGGAUGUUUUUGUAAGCAAUAUUAGUUAAACUUUCAGUUCUCUUUUUCACUCCAGCUACAGGUAGGUUUUCAUAGAGUACAUGCUUUAUUUAGCAAUAGGAAACAAAUACUAUUGUGCUGUGAUGUGUAAAAUGUGACUAGGGAACAUCAGGCUACUACCUUAGGGAAACAAAAGGUGAUUUCUUUUAAAAACACCUGCAAAAUAGAUCUGCUGCUUUUCUACGGAGGUAGGCCGCGCUGCAGUUUUGUAACAGAAGAAAAUAUAGCCUGCAACUUAAUAAUUUUCAAGGGUGAAAGUAAUUCCUUUAUGGCAUCAAUCACUCAUGGCCUUGUUUGACAUGCGCCUGUCAAGUGUAUUAAUAAGGUACCAACAACGUAUCUUAGUAAGUAGCGAAAAGCCAGAAAAGAAAUCUGACGGUAAAGCAAAGAGUAAGUAUGUAUAUAGCUGCUUUGCAUUACACUUCCCUUUCUGGCUGCAGGUAGUCAAUUUACAUAUUAAAAUAGCCUGAGGACAUGUAGACUACUAACCACAACCCUUUCCAAUAAAUGGGAAAUCUCAGGUACUGUUCAGAGUAUGCAGCAAGGGCUCUUUGAGAGCUAUCAACAGGUCUUCUUAAAGAUACCUAUCCCUCACUGUACAAACCUUUCACAACAGAUCUUGCACUAUAAAAUCAGAUUUUAAAAGUUAAACACAUGAUCUUUUUUGUCAUUUUUGUUGUCCAAAGAGUUAGAAUUAACGCUUAUUUUUCAGUCACUAAGAUGAAGUAAUAAUUGAAAAUCCAAAGGAAUCAGAAAUCAGUCUCCAUGCAUCAGCUGACUAAAAACAUCUACUAAAUGGUACUAAACAUACCAGUCAAUUACAUUUCUAGUCCAUUAAUGCAAUCAACACUAGUUACUAGAUCACAUACUGUAGGCAUUUAAAAUAAUCUAUCAAUCAGGUUAAUUUAUCAGCAGACUGACUUACUUAUUUGAAGUAUAAUAAAUAGAAUAAGCUGCUCUGACUGGGACAGCCUUCAUAUCACUGGGAUACUCCAGCAGUUUUGAUCUAGUAUUUGUAACUCACUGUAUCAUUGUAUUAACUUGGCUGUGAAUAUUCAAUCUACACAAUUUUUGAUUUGCUCCUCCUUAUAUAUAGUAAGAAAUCUUAAUUAGCAUAAUGUAAGAUAAAAAAGUUUAAUUUUUUAACUGUUAAGAAUAAAUUCUGGAUGUUCCUCCCUCUCUUGGCUGACUGUGUAAUGAUGCUAACACAAGUAUGAAUGACUGGUAUCUUAUUGGGGACAGAAUGGAUCUGAACCUAAACAGAAGUGAAUCCCUUUUCUUUGUAUUCUUUGUAUUUUUACUACAAAUGUAACUGAUGAAGUACCAAACUAUAUGCCAAACUUUAGCUAGUAAAUUCUGUUGGCUUUGCUUCAGAUGAAUAAAAAUAUUUAGUA
Rhea pennata is the source of this 5742-nucleotide messenger RNA. RefSeq names its product PPFIA binding protein 2 (gene PPFIBP2). Gene Ontology annotation, biological process: neuromuscular junction development. Gene Ontology annotation, cellular component: presynaptic active zone. Lineage: Eukaryota; Metazoa; Chordata; Aves; Rheiformes; Rheidae. The record is from RefSeq and is a predicted model, not a curated record. Gene Ontology annotation, molecular function: protein binding. The coding region runs from base 17 to 3097 and encodes 1026 amino acids. The transcript is spliced from 29 exons.